Messenger RNA from Thunnus maccoyii (southern bluefin tuna), 1452 nucleotides. RefSeq names its product opsin 7, group member b (gene opn7b). The record is from RefSeq and is a predicted model, not a curated record. Gene Ontology annotation, cellular component: membrane. The coding region runs from base 28 to 1242 and encodes 404 amino acids. Lineage: Eukaryota; Metazoa; Chordata; Actinopteri; Scombriformes; Scombridae. Gene Ontology annotation, biological process: G protein-coupled receptor signaling pathway; visual perception. Gene Ontology annotation, molecular function: G protein-coupled receptor activity. The transcript is spliced from 6 exons.
CCAGCUCUGGCAUACCCUCUCAUUAAGAUGGGAAAUGCCUCCGAAACGUUUCUGCUCGUGUCCAGAAUAUCGAAAGACAAUGACUUCCUCAUGGGAACUCUCUAUACCAUUUUUGGUGUGCUGUCGGUGCUGGGGAACGGGAUCUUGCUGUUCGUGGCCUAUAGAAAGAAGUCCUCCUUGAAGCCAGCAGAGUUCUUUGUGGUUAACCUCGCCAUCAGUGACCUGAGCAUGACCAUCACCCUGUUCCCACUUGCUAUCCCUUCAGCCUACGCUCACAUGUGGCUAUUUAACAAAACGACCUGUACUGUCUACGCCUUCUGUGGCGUUUUGUUCGGCCUGUGCAGUCUGACCAACCUCACAGUGCUCUCCUGUGUCUGCUGGCUCAAAGUUUGCUGCCCAAACCAUGGUAACAAGUUUUCCUACUGCCAUGCCUGUCUGCUGGUUGCCGGGGUCUGGUGCUACGCUGGAGUGUUUGCUGUAGGUCCCCUGUCAGGUUGGGGAGAAUACGGGGCUGAGCCUUACGGCACAGCAUGCUGCAUCAACUGGCAUGCACCCAGCCAAAACUCCGCAGCUAUGAGCUACAUCAUCUGCCUCUUCUUCUGCUGCUACAUUGUGCCCUGCACUGUCAUCUUCCUGUCCUACACAUUCAUCCUGCUGACUGUCCGGGGCUCCCGCCAGGCUGUGCAGCAGCACAUGUCCCCACAGAACAAGAUCACCAAUGCACAUGCACUUAUUAUUAAGCUUUCUGUGGCAGUUUGCAUCGGUUUCCUGACAGCAUGGAGUCCAUAUGCUAUUGUGUCCAUGUGGGCAGCGUUUGGUAACCCAGCAACUGUUCCCCCCAUGGCUUUUGCUCUGGCAGCUAUGUUUGCCAAGUCCUCCACCCUUUACAACCCUAUUGUCUAUCUGGUCUUCAAGCCCAACUUCCGCAAGUUCCUCUGUCGGGAUGUGGCCCAGUGCAAAAGGACACUCUGUGGAUGUAUGUGUCAACGCAGCUCCACACAGAAGGGAACUUGCAGGCAACCUCACCACAAAGAAGACUGCAACUCUACAAGAUUGUCAAAUGGGCUACCGGAGAAUCACGGUACCUGCAGACACUGUCCGUGCCCUGAAGCAGUCGCUGGCACCAGAGAAAACUUUACAGACUAUAGCCCCCAGCAGACUGCCAGGAUACUUAAAGGAUCACACCAUAGUGAGGUGGCUGUCAGUCAGCUCUCCAACGAGUUGCAGAGCGACUUCCUCUAAAUUCAAACUCAGCCAGACAGUGUGAAAGUGAGCAAACGAAGUGGAAAAGAGAAAAAGAUGGCAAGAUAGAAGGUUGAAAGACAUUAACUGCAAGUCAGGGAAAAGGGAAAACGUAAUAAAAAACUAAAAGAUUAAUGAAGGAAAAUAAUGUUGGAACUGUGAAGGUCAAAGUUUAAAGACUAAGAACUUGCCUCAUGCCUCAAAUAUGUG